AUGGACGUAUGCCUCUCCACAACUGCAGCUCCUACCUAUUUUCCAUCUCACCAGUUUACAACAAAUUCCAGUGACGGAAAGACCCAAGUUUUUAACUUAGUAGAUGGAGGAGUAGCGGCUAAUAAUCCUACCUUGAUAGCAAUGAAAUUAGUCACUCGAGCAGUUCAUCAGGAUACAAGAAUAGUCGACAAAAAGGAGCACCUUGACCACUUUGUUGUACUUUCUCUUGGAACGGGAUUAGAAGAGGGUAUUGAAUGGGACGCAAAAAAGGCUGCCACAUGGGGAAGCUUGAAGUGGAUUCCUCACGAUGGAAGAACGCCUCUCAUAGAAUCUAUCAUGAAUGCAAGUUCAGACAUGGUCAACAUUCAUACAGCUUUGAUGCUCCAUCAUGUCAAAGAAAACUAUCUUAGAAUCCAGGAAUGGCAACUAAAAGGAAGCGAAGCAAAGAUGGACCUCAGUACGGAUGAGAACCUGAGGAAUCUUGUGAAGAAAGGCCAGGAACUAUUGGAUAAGCCUGUUAGAAGUUUAAAUUUGGAGACUGGGCGUCCUGAGAUAGUGAAGAACGACUACACAAACAGGAUGGCAUUGACUAAAAUGGCUGAACGACUCUCCAAGGAGAAGAAGUUGAGGGAUAAACGGAGCGCAUCUUCUGCACUUUCUAUGAAUGGCCAUAGUGUUGGAAUAAACAUCUGA
This is a messenger RNA of Cryptomeria japonica (Japanese cedar), 693 nucleotides long. RefSeq names its product patatin-like protein 5. The transcript is spliced from 5 exons. The record is from RefSeq and is a predicted model, not a curated record. Gene Ontology annotation, biological process: lipid metabolic process. Bases 1 to 693 code for a protein of 230 amino acids. Gene Ontology annotation, molecular function: monoacylglycerol lipase activity; glycerophospholipase activity. Lineage: Eukaryota; Viridiplantae; Streptophyta; Pinopsida; Cupressales; Cupressaceae.